This is a messenger RNA of Acanthisitta chloris (rifleman), 1050 nucleotides long. It is a transcript of the gene SLC67A2, whose product is annotated as major facilitator superfamily domain containing 9. The annotation marks the transcript as partial. The record is from RefSeq and is a predicted model, not a curated record. Lineage: Eukaryota; Metazoa; Chordata; Aves; Passeriformes; Acanthisittidae. The transcript has 2 exons. Gene Ontology annotation, biological process: transmembrane transport. Gene Ontology annotation, molecular function: transmembrane transporter activity.
GUAUUUUCAAGCACACACUCUCCAUCUCCAAAGCUCUGCUGUCUGACCUGGUUUCAGAGAGAGAUCGUCCUUUAGUCAUGGGACGCUUCAAUGCAGCCUCGAGCGUGGGCUUCAUCCUGGGGCCUGUUGUUGGUGGCUACCUUGCAGAGCUAGAAGGUGGCUUUUACCAAACGUCCUUCAUCUGUGCCUCAAUCUUCCUUCUGAAUGGUGGUCUUGUUUGGAUGUUACCCUGGAGUGAAGAACACACCGGCAAUAGGCAACAUCACCAAGACAAAGGAAAAAACAGUUUCUCAGCACAAAAAAGUCAUGACCUGCACUUGAAAUCAGCAAGUGAUGGAGCUGUGGCAAGCACUAGUCUUUUCCAGUCUCUGUGGAGCCAAGUUGCAACAGUGCUGAAGAGGAUCAAAGGAAUUGCCUGCUCUAAUUUGUGGGAUAUAUUUUUAGUGAGGUUGCUGAUGUCUGUUGCUAUUCUGCUGUACCAUAGUAAUUUUACACUGGCCUUGGAGGAAAGAUUUGGGGUGAAACCCUUGUUUGCUGGAUACCUGAUGAGUUACAGCAGUGCACUUGGAGUCCUGGCUGGGUGUCUGCUUGGACCAAUAACAAGACUCUAUGGGCACAACACUUACAGACUUUUGUUGCACUCCAGCACUUUUACCUGCACUCUGAUCCUCCUGUACACGUCAGCCCUGAGCAUAUGGAUGGUCAUUUUGUCUUCCACCUUCUUAGCCUUUUCAACUACUAUUGGUCGUACUUGUAUCAUUGAUCUUGAGCUGACCAUUGGUGGGAAUGAGGCCAGUGGUACUCUCCUAGGUGUUGGACAGUCUGUGACAUCAGUGGGACGGAUACUUGCCCCACUCCUUUCUGGAAUUGCUCAGGAGUUCAGUCCUUGUGGCCCUCCAAGUCUAGCUGUUGGACUAGCUUUAGGUGCUAUUUUGAUAAUGAAUGCAAACAAACAGAAAUAUUGUAGUCAUGGAAAUGUGAAGUUAAAAAGUCAGUAGCCACAAUGGUGGAUUGUAUAGAUGUAUCUUCACCUGCCAAGCUUAUACAGUA